Molecule: messenger RNA, 1933 nt
Organism: Gasterosteus aculeatus aculeatus (three-spined stickleback)
Lineage: Eukaryota; Metazoa; Chordata; Actinopteri; Perciformes; Gasterosteidae
Gene: dnajc30b
Product: DnaJ (Hsp40) homolog, subfamily C, member 30b
Source: RefSeq, a predicted model, not a curated record
CAUGAAUUUAGCCGACUCGUUGUCGGCAAAAUGGCCGAGGUAGGUCAGAGGCUGGCCACCGGGGUUUACCGGGUUUCCGCUCUCAGAAACACCCGGAAUCGACCGGUGGUCACCGGAGAAGGUCCCGGAUCUCUGUUGGUUAACCGCACUUUCUGUGACAGUCGACCAGAAGACGAAGUUCAGCCAAGAACCAAAGCGACACAAUGCAAAACAGAGAACCUUUCCAGAGUGAGGAGAAGUGAAAGUAAACGGGAAAAUGCGACUUUACUUUGCUCCACUUCUUUGGAGCUGGACUCAUCCCGUUUUAUCAAAGAGACCCUGCAAGCUCCCCCGACGGCCUGGUGCGUCUCUGCAAGACUGCGCCCUGUCCUCCAGGAGAAGCUGCUGCCUGGCCCCAUGACCCCCUGGACCAGAGGAGGUGUCUCCAUCCACCCCGACGCCUUCAGGUGCCCCCAGCAGCUGCGAGCUUUCUGCACUGUCGUCUUCAUCCUGGCCGAGCGCGGCUCAGAGAGCCGGAAGCGUCUGAAACGGCGCCCUAACACCCUGCAAGCCUCCAGUCGAGGCUACAGCUGGAGGAGGGACAGCGGCUCAAAGCAGCCCCCUCUGCUGCACAGGAGCAGGACGUCCUAUUACGACACCCUCAAGGUGUCCCCCGGUGCCACGCAGUCCCAGAUAAAGACAGCCUAUUACAAGCAGUCCUUUGUCUACCACCCCGACAAGAACCCGGGUGACGAGGAGGCCAACCGGCGCUUCUCUGAGAUCAGCGAGGCCUACACGGUGCUGGGCAGCAUCAGCCUGAGGAGGAAGUACGACCGGGGCCUCCUGAGCGGGUCGGACGUUCAGGGCGCAGGGAGACCGUCCUCCAAGGAGGCCGCGGGCCGACCCGCAGGCCCCCCCCAGCAGCAGCAGCAGCAUCUCCACAGAGCCAGGCGCUUCUCCCAAGCGGGGGGGAAGGCCAUGUUCGAUUUUGACGCCUUUUACCGGGCUCACUACGGGGAGCAGCUGCAGAGGGAGAGGGACAUGAAAGCCAGGAGGCAGCGCGUGCAGGAGCAGCAGGAGGAGUCCCUUAAAAGGUGGAGGCAGGGGAAAAUGAUGGAGAUGACCGCAGCGAUGCUGCUGGCCAUGGCCGGCCUUCUCAUCGUGAAUCUCAGCAAUUCCUGAUGGAGAAGCUGUAACCUGGUGUGCAUGUGGAGAUGGAGAUGGAAGUGGUGCCAUCAUCUCAGACUGUUUUUUUUUUUUUUUUUUUGUGAGUUGCAGGAGUAAACAGACAUCAAAUAACUGUGUCUGGUCUCUUAAAGGCCUCCGAUAGGUUUGUUAUUCAUAAACUGUGUCUACUCACAAGCUGAUUGAAUUGAGACAGCAACUGAAUGCGAUCCAACACACUCACCUAGAAAGGCAUUAUUGAUCAAAACGGUAAUCUGAAAACCUCACAGCAGGUUACGGAUUUACUUAGUUUGACCGUGUAAGUCCCAAGAAUCCAAAAUGCCCCAUGUAUAUUUAGUUUAUUACAUAAUCACAAUCUUGUAAAAGUUGAUACUUUCGCAGGUGUUUUAAUGUGAACAAACACGAUUUAAAACAGACCUGCAAGUUCAGUUCUUUUCUUCUAUCAACAACCAAUUGUGAAAUGAUGUGUUCCAGUUAUUUGUAGUGACAAAUAGCCAAACAAGCCAAUUUCUUUUCAUCCACGUGAGCAAUGCUCAAAUCCUGUGACUUAUACACUUCAGCUAUGCAGAUAAUGACUUGAAAGUAUGCGAUUACAAGAUUAUUAGGAAGGUAAUGCACAUUUCUGUGCCUUCUUCUAGACGCUGAUGCGUUUGUACUGUAAAUACACAAUGCCACAUUAUGGUGACUUGGAUGUGAGGGAAACUGUAAAAAAAGUUUGUAAAAAUUGUUUUAUUUCUGAAUAUUUAUAGUAAAUUAGCUGUGGCCAUUA